AUGGGUCGACGCAUAUUCAUAGUGGUAGUAAUUACUACCAUUGUCGCGGUAAUUGAAAAAUUCCACGAUAUGAAACCUAGAAACUGGCAUGAAACCAGGAUAAUCGUCGAUAGAAAGUCAAGAUUUCAAGGUCGAUGUACUUCCUUAACUAAUUCCAACCAAAUACCAACACUAAUUGAGUUAUUUAAGCAAGAUCAUAAACGAUUAGUGAAAUCAUCUUCCCAUGCUUAUAUUUAUGCUUGGAGGACAGCAGACAAAGAUAAAGAAUGGAUGAAUGUUCAAUCAGGACAUUACGAUUGUGGGGAGAGUGGAGCAGGACUGGAACUCCUGAAGGUUAUUGAAAGAAGCGAUGUUUAUAAUGUGAUUUUGAUAGUCACUCGGUGGAUGAGUGGAGGAUCUAUAGGACCUAAAAGGUUUAAACACAUUAAUGAGGUAGGUAAGUUACUGCUUGAAGAUUUUGCUCAAAAGAAUGAUGAUUGA
Messenger RNA from Yamadazyma jaroonii, 480 nucleotides. Lineage: Eukaryota; Fungi; Ascomycota; Pichiomycetes; Serinales; Debaryomycetaceae. The record is from the annotation of a GenBank genome assembly.